Messenger RNA from Doryrhamphus excisus (bluestripe pipefish), 1485 nucleotides. The record is from RefSeq and is a predicted model, not a curated record. NCBI's taxonomy places the organism in Eukaryota, Metazoa, Chordata, Actinopteri, Syngnathiformes, Syngnathidae.
UCCGAAGUCAAUUGCCCACAUCGAUUUGACGCUUCUGUAGCCUGUUGAAUGUGAACAUUAUGCUAAUGAGAACUCAGUAGAGCCCCGCCUCCUGACUGGAGUUUCUUCAUGCAACAGGAAGUGACAACCCCCUCCUCAAAAGAGUGCACGGCCUGAAAAGAAAAGAAAAAAUAAGAGGCUGGGUGGUGGUCGAAGUCCUAUCGAUUGAUUGUCUUUUCUUGGUCGAGGUCCGUUGGCGGGCUGCACGAGCUGGCCGUCUGUGAGCCUCGUGUGUCGGCCUGAACGUCAACGUGGCACCGCAUGGAAGCAUGUCCGCUUCCUAAAGUUCCCAAGGAAGCGAAGACCUGCUUCUGGAGAAAAAAAACAAACGAAGUGUGUUUGCCAUGGCCCACGGCACCACCACCAUCCAAUAUGAGCGACUGGCGGAGAUCGGCGGUGGAGCUUACGGUACGGUGUACAAGGCCCGUGACACCGAGAGUGGUCAGUUUGUGGCUCUAAAAAGCGUGCGCGUCCAGACGGACAACAACGGCCUCCCCACGUCCACGGUCCGAGAGGUGGCGCUGUUGAAACGACUGGAACAGUUUGACCACCCCAACGUGGUCAGGCUCAUGGAUGUUUGCGCCACGCAGAGGUCAGAACAGGAGAUCAAAGUCACUUUAGUUUUCGAACACGUGGACCAGGAUCUCAAGACAUACUUGGAGAAAGCCCCAGCUCCGGGGUUAGCCCCUGAACGCAUCAAAGACCUGAUGAGACAGGUGCUGUGCGGUUUGGCUUUCCUGCACUCUAACCGAGUCAUGCACAGAGACCUGAAACCAGAGAAUAUUCUGGUAACCAGCCAGGGCCAGGUGAAGCUAGCCGACUUCGGACUGGCCCGCAUGUACGCCUGCCACAUGGCCCUCACUCCUGUGGUGGUGACACUGUGGUAUCGGCCCCCCGAGGUUUUGCUGCAGUCGAGCUAUGCCACACCUGUAGAUAUCUGGAGCUGUGGCUGCAUCUUUGCUGAAAUGUUCAAGCGCAAACCCAUUUUCUGUGGAGAAUCUGAAGUGGACCAACUUGGGAAAAUCUUUGAGGUUAUCGGUCUGCCACCAGAGGAGGAGUGGCCAAGUGAUGUUACGCUUUCAAGGAAACACUUCCCCCCUUGCUCGGCCCGCCCACUAACUGACUUUGUUCCAGAGAUAGAUGAGCAGGGGGCACGGCUGCUGCUGGCAAUGUUGACCUUUGACCCUGCCAAACGAAUAUCUGCCCUGAAUGCACUGAAUCACUCGUACUUCUGCGACCAGGAGACAUUGACUCAGACACAAAGCUGAGCUGCUGCCAGAAGAAGAAGACGAAGCGGUAGAGCCAUGACUGAGGUCCCCCUGGUCAGAGAGCAGGUGCCACAGAGCUGAGCACUGAUGUCCCAAUGAGCAACGCCGACAACCCACAGAAACGCACCACCUACCUCAUCUCCCUCACUCUGGUGAAGGUUGAGGCUCUUCCAGAGGA